This is a messenger RNA of Parasteatoda tepidariorum (common house spider), 4825 nucleotides long. Its product is annotated as paired amphipathic helix protein Sin3b. Gene Ontology annotation, biological process: negative regulation of transcription by RNA polymerase II. The record is from RefSeq and is a predicted model, not a curated record. Gene Ontology annotation, cellular component: chromatin; Sin3-type complex. Lineage: Eukaryota; Metazoa; Arthropoda; Arachnida; Araneae; Theridiidae. Gene Ontology annotation, molecular function: transcription corepressor activity.
UAAAUGAAUCUCCAUAUCAUCGUUUUAUGUACGAAAACUAUGCAUCACAGCUUCGUUUCAAUCAGUUUUUCCAGUUUUUAAUAUUUGUUUCACUUUCAAAUAUUAUUUUUGUAGUUUAAAAUAUUUUCCAGUUUAAACAGUUGAAACUCUUAAACAUUUUCGAGUCAAUAUCAUUCCGCAAAUUAAUGCCAUUUCUAUGCUUUAAAAUUUGAUAGCAAAUCUUAUUUUAUGUCAAUUAUUUAUUGUACACCCAUCACAACUUCUUAGUUGUGCUAAGUAUAUUCUUCAAAGUCCCUAACAAUAAAGUAUAAAUGUCGUUGGAGUAGUUUAUCAAGAAAGGCCAUAAUGGAGGUUCACGAAAAUUUGCGGAAACAACGAAUAGCUCUUCUCAAUCAUGCUCAUAUUGAAGCAAUGAAACAAAUUGUUGAAAAGCAACAACCCUUUAAACCCACUGUCAGUGGUGCUGUUUCAUUUCGAGAAUUGGCUAAAUCGAAAAUGGAGGAAUCUGAAUUUACAGAACUAAUGUCAAUCAUGUAUCAUUACAAGGAUACAAACAGUUCAAAUAUUAACUCAAAUAUUGUUGGAGUUCUCACAAAAAUAUACUGUAUCUUAAAAAACCAUCCUGAAAUCAAACAAGCUUUUGGAAUGUUUUUACCGCCUAAUAUAAAUUUGAAAUUUCAAACUGGAUUCUAUGCUGCAACUGAUGAUUCAGCUGUAGAAAAUGAAGAACAGUCAACUGAAUCUCCUUCUGAAAUGAAACCUGACUCAACUAGUUAUUUGGCUUCACAGGAUUCGAAUAGUAGUAUAAGAAAACAGGAUACCAUUUCUGCAGAGUAUGCUUCGUGUUUUCUGCAUAAAGUAGAGGAACGUUUUAAAAAUGAUAGAGAAACAUAUGAAAAAUUCAUUCAACUGUUGCCAUCUUUAAGAGAUUCAUUGAAAUCAGAUCCUGCAUUUGAAACUCAGUUAUUUGAAGAGAUAUGUAGACUUUUUCAAGAUCAUGAUGAUUUGAUCGAUGAGUUCAAAGCCUUUGUUCCCAAUGCAGACUACAGCUAUCAAAUUAAAAAUUUUGGUAACUUGGCUUUAACAAAUGUAUCUGACACUGAAGAAGAUGAAGAUGUUGCUAUUGAAUAUAAUGAAGUAAAAGAUCCUUCAAUAUCUAAUGUUUAUAAAUAUGGCACUUACGAAGAACAUAAAUUUUUCGACAAGGUAAAAGUUGCACUUGUGUACAAAGAAGUCUACAAUAAUUUCCUGCAUUGCUUAAAUCUGUAUAAUGAAGAUGUUGUUACAAAUGUGGAACUGGUGAAAGUGUGCACGUCAUUUUUAGGGAGACACCCAGAAUUAUUAAAGCAACUUAAAGAUAUGCUGGGAUUUGAAGAAAAUGGUGAAAACUAUGAAAUAAUACCAAUGAAGAUUGUAAAUUUGGAAAACAAAAGGAGUGAUCCAGAAAUCGCAUUGGAUAUCGAUUAUGCAACAGAUGGUAGAAAUGGCGCUAGUUAUCGAGCAUUGCCAAAAGAUAAUGAAGAACCAGUAUGCUCUGGACGAACGCCACUGUGCAAAGAGGUUUUAAAUGAUGUGUGGGUGUCUUUUCCUUCAUGGUCAGAAGAUUCUACUUUUGUUACCUCUUGCAAAACUCAAUUUGAGGAAAUUAUGUAUCGAUGUGAGGAUGAAAGAUUUGAAAUGGAUAUGGCGAUUCAAUCAAAUUCUUAUGCUAUACAGUUGCUUGAAAAUGUUCAGAAGAAAAUAUCUAAAAUGAGUGCUGAAGAUAAAACAGUGAUGACAUUAGAUGAUACUUUAGGUGGUACGUCCACUGUAUUAUAUCAAAGAGCUCUCCAUCGCUUAUAUGGAGAUAAACUAGAAGAACUUCUGGUAGGACUAAAGCGAAAUCCUGUUGUGGCUGUACCUAUAAUUUUAAAAAGACUCAGAGGGAAAGAAGAAGAAUGGAAGGAAAAGCAAAAAGAAUUUAAUAAUCAUUGGAGAUUGCAGAUUGACAAUUAUUACCUUAAAUCACUUGAUCAUCAAGGAAUUAAUUUUAAACAGACUGAUUGCAAAUCAUUCCGUUCUAAAGGUAUUUUGAAAGAAAUGGAAAUGGUUUAUGCUGAAAAAAAAGAAAAUGAUGGUUUUGACUCCAGUGCUCCUCACUUUCUGUUAGAAUUCAAAGACUUGACUGUACUUUCUGAUGCUCUUAAUCUUAUGGGCCAAUAUUUGAAAAAAUUACCUGGUGUAUACCGAAAUGAUCGAAGUCGGAUAGAAUAUCUUAUCAGAAGUUUUAUUCCUGAUUUCUUUGGAGUUCCUAAUACUUCUAAAAAGGAAGAAGAUAAUGCUACAGACAAUGAAAGUGUCGCAGAAUGUGAUGAUAAAAUGGAAGUUGAUCAACCCAAUGAAGAAAGAAGUGGAAAUACUUCUUCUUCUGAAAAUGGAACAGGCAUUAAAGAAGUGUUGAGUGAUCAAGAAGGAUCAAAUUCUGUUGAUGAAAAUGAAUUGUCUGAUGCAUCAGAAAAAAGUAGUAGCUCGAUUGAAGAGAUUGAUGUAUUUGACAAAAGAGAAUCUCUACUACCAAUUGUUAAGAAUGCUCCAUAUAGUUUGUUUUUUGUCAGCAAAACAUGGUUUGUCUUUUUUCGACAAUUUCAUAUUUUGUGUGAAAGAUUAUCUCGACUUCUAUAUGAAAGUUUGAAAAAGGAUGAUGAACUUAGACAAGGAGAUAAUGAUGAAAAACUAAAGCAUGAGUCUAAAAUGAAGCCAGCUUACUCAGAAUUGAUUAGGAUGUUAAGUCAAUUAUUAAGUGGUUCUAUUGAUUAUGCUGAAUUUGAAGAGGAGGCUCGAUCACUUUUUGGAAUUCAUUGUUUUGUGAGCUUCACCAUGGAUAAGCUCAUUAAUUGCAUUGUCAGACAACUGCAGCUUGUGGUAAGUGACGAACUUUGUAAAGUGUGUACAUCAUUGUUCUUUACGCACAUGAAAAACAUAUCUGAAUCUCCUUACAUAUCACUGCUUGAACAAUCUCACAUGGGAUCUGAUUACUUAAAGAAAGUGGAAGCUGAAUUAUGUGACGAAAAUUGUUUUCAAGUUGUAUGGCAUAAGAAACACCUGACCCUCACCAUUCAAUUGAUUGAAAAGGAUGAAUGUGAUGAAAGCAUUCCUGAUCCUUGCGAGACAGAAAGAUGGUCUCAAUACCUUGAAUCUUAUGUUUCAGUUGACACUGUUUCAGAAGAAAUAUUAGCUGAGACUGCAGGGUUACCAGUAUUUCUACCUAGAAAUCUUAAACGUCAGCAAGAAUAUUGGAAGAGGAAAGUGGACAUUGUUGAAAGACUGUGGAAAACUCGGCACUCGUCUUCUUUCUUAAAGAAAAAUCUUCCUUAUUCCUUAAAGAGAAAAGCUGCCAUCCUUGCAAAAUCUUUACAGAAUAAAAUGAGGCGACUCUCUGACAAGCCUUUAGACGAUGUCCAGGAAUCUGAACCAAUGGAAACAACAAAUGAAAUCAUUGAUGAACCUACAUCAGAACUUGAAACAGAUAAAUCUAAUGAGGGAAAGAAAGGAAUCAAUGAAGAUAAAGAUGAAGAAACCGACGUUGCUAAAAAUAAUGCAACGAAUGAAGACAAAAAUGAAAAAAGCAAUCAAGACCAAAAUGAAGUUAGAAAUGAAGAAGCAAAUGAAAUUAUUAAUAAAGAAGUAAAUGAAAUUAUAAAUGAAGAAGCUAAUGAAAAUAAAAAUGAAGAAGCUAAUGAAGAGGAAAAUAAUUCCAAAGAUCAAGUAUUAUUAGUUGAUUUGAAUAAUGAACAAAAGCUUAAAGAAGAAGUUGUAAGUGAAAAUAGCACUGUUGCCAAUGAUUAUUUAGAAUCUAAGAAUAAUCCCGAAGAAGAAUGUGCACUUCCUGAAAAUAUUGAAAUAAAACAAGAGCCAAUAACUCCCCCACCUGAUGUUGUUGAAGAUGAUGUAAACGCUCAGAUUCACCUAGAAAGCGAACGAGCAUCUCAUAUUCUAGAAGCUGCUCUAGAAACAAUCAACGUUGAAGAAGUUGCUGAAGAAAUCGUUGCUGAAGAUUCUGACAAAUCAGCGAUGCAAAAAGAUGAAGAAAUGGAUACCAGUAGUGAAAUUAAAACAGAUUCUGAAGUUAGGAUCGAAGAACAACCUUCAAGGUCGAAAGAGCGGCGAGUGUCUGGGGGGACACCUAGGUCAAGAAGAAGACUUGCUAGCAGUUAUAUUAGAAGGAGAACAAAGAAAGCAAGAACUGCUCAAUUGAUGAGAGAGAAAAAGAAGCGACAAAUGUUAGAGUCAGAGUUUGAUGAAGUGCUCUUUGAGUAUGCACAUUUUUCUACCCUAUCUGCUGAAGAUAAAUAUAGAUAUUUGGCUCUGAAAUCUGUAAUAGUUGUUGAUGAGACUGAGGUUUCUUUUGUAAAGGGGAGCUAUAAAAUGCAAUUUCUUCACAAUAAAGAUUCGUUUCUCUAUCGCAAGAAUUCUUUGACCAAAUCAAAGGAGAUUCAUCAACAAAUUUCAGAAAUAAAAACUUCAAAUUUCAAUGCUUGGCAUAGGAUUUGGGUGGAUCGAUAUCUUACACCGGACAUGGUUAAAUCUUGUAAUUCAUGGUUUCUCAAAAGCGAUCAAGAUAAAUACAAAGUUGUUUGCCUGACCAUAAGUGACUGUAACAAAACUCCCUAUAUUCCUUAUAAUAAAUAUAAACUGAAGUAUUACAAGGUUAUCACAAUUGACUGAGUAAAAUUGUAUUAAUCAGUGGUUUCCAAAAUUAUAAUUUGUACCAAAUUUUUCCCCUACAAUUACCAGUGACACAAUCAUAAUAUCAUUUAGUAGAUUGGAAUAAAUGAAAUUCACAAUA